UUUUGUUUGUUGUAGCAACUAUAAAAGCUAUGUUUUUUUUAGGAGAAAGAAUGGUGCUGCCGGCGUGGAAGUUGGGUUUCAUGACAUAAGAAUUUGUUGUGCAUAGAACACAUAUCGAAUUUUUGCGUGCUCGAUUCGUAAAAUAAAGUAGCAUCAAACUAGUAUUUGUAAGAAUGGGAAGUACAUCGUCAAAAUUUAAGAAAUACAUGCAGCAUGGAGACGAGUUUGCAGCUAUGCAAAUCUACCAGAGUUCGCCUGAAUUAAGAAAAAACUUAGAUCCAAACUCUAGCUACGGCGAAAGCCAUAACCAUAACACUGCACUACAUUAUGCUGCUAAACAUGGUAUGAAACAUCUACUUCGCACCUUUUUAAACGAUUUGGGUGGUAACCCCAAUAAGAAAAAUGGUCUAAAUGAAACGGUCUUACAUUCUGCGUGUCAACUAGAGCAAACUAAAAGCUUCAGUGCACAAGAAAGAAGAGCAGCAUGUGUACACUUACUUCUUUAUUGGAAGGGAGUUGUAUUAAAUAAUGGGGUACGCGAGAAAAUGGACUUAAGUGCUCAAGAUAAAGAAGGAAAUACUGCUUUACACUAUGCCGCACAAACUGGAUUAAAAAGAUGUGUGGAACUUCUGUUAGCGCAUGGUUCUCCCCUUUUUGUAGAAAACAACGACAAACUAACUCCAUGUGAUUUAGCAAUGCGAGGUUCCUUCCACGAUAUUGCUAGAUUAUUGGAAAGCAGAAUGGUUUUUGCAGGGAGUUCUAACGUAGUAAAUGAAGACGAGAUAUUAAGUGAACAGGAAGUAUACAGUGGUUUGAGAAGUCAAGACCUUCAGGAAGCAAAAGAUCAAUUAUUAGUAGAUACAUCGGAUAUGUUAAAAGUACCACUGUUUACAGCCGAAGCUCUCCUAAGGAAUAAUGAAUGGUCAAGAGAGUUAUUGUUGGAGAAAUGGAUGAAGGAUCCAGUUGAUUGUUGUCAACAAGCUGGCGUACAAGCUCCAUCAUCAACGCAAACCGGUACGUCAAUCGAAUCAAGUACAUCUACGGAGUCCAAUGCAACUGAGGACGUAGAAUUUCUGUGUGAAAUCUGCCUUUUUACUGUUACAAAUUGGGAUCAACCAGUACACAUGUCUUGCAAACACACCUUCUGCAAAAUAUGUUGGGAAACAUACCUAACCACCAAAAUCCAAGAAGGCGAUGCUCACCACAUUUUAUGUCCAGCUUUUGAAUGUGAUAUUUUAGUGCCAGUAGAGCUAAUAGAAAAACUAGUAACCCCAGAAGUAGCAAGACGUUACCUUCAAUUUGAUAUUAAGGCAUUUGUGGAAAGUAACAAAAGCAUAAAAUGGUGUCCAAUACCUGGAUGUGGUCGUGCUGUUAGACUUCCAGAAGCAGAGAGGACAACCACCAACUCGAAUAAAAAACCGUUACCCACGACGUCACAUGCUGUUGAUUGUGGCAAUGCGCAUUUCUUUUGCUGGGAGUGUUUAGGUGAAGCACACGCACCAUCAGGUUGUAAACAGUGGCGAGAGUGGCAGCUAAAAAUUAGUGAAAUAAAACCCGAGGAAUUAAAAGCAUCUUGUAGUGGUUCAGAAGAUGCGGCAAACUGCCUAUGGCUGGUGACUAAUUCUAAACCUUGUCCUAGCUGUAAAAGUCCCAUUCAGAAAAACGAAGGCUGUAAUCAUAUGAAGUGUUCAAAGUGCAAAUUCGACUUUUGUUGGGUAUGCCAAGAGUCAUGGAAACGUCAUAGUUCUGCAACAGGAGGAUAUUUUAGGUGUAACCGUUUUGAAGCUGUUUUAAAGGCUGAUGAAAAGCAGGGCACGCUAAUAAUUGAAGCUUUAGAUCGUAAUAAUCAGAUGCAGGAAAUGUCCCGUUUUCUACACUUUUAUACUAGAUUUAGAAAUCACGAAAAUAGUCAGAAAUUAGAAGAAUCUCUUAUGACUUGCGUAAAACAAAAGAUGGAAAUUUUGGCUAAUAGUUUUGGAACAACAAAAGCAGAUGAAAAUGUUGACAAGAGUACCAAAUUUAUAGAGGAUGGGGUACGAGAACUACUCAAAGCAAGAAGAGUCUUAUGUGGUUCUUAUGUUUAUGGCUAUUACCUGGAAGACGACGGAUACAACAAAACUAUUUUUGAGUUUAUGCAAAAUGAGUUAGAAGAAGUAACGGAAAAGUUAAGUGAAAUGAUAGCUAGACCUUAUUUGCGUACACCAAAGGCUGUGAUAAUUCAAACGUCUGCUCUGGCGAGGAGAAAAAGACACGAGUUCGUAAGAGCUAUUGAACAGGGACUUAUACCUCCUGAAACACCACCCGCCCUUAGAAAACAGAAAUGUCUAGAUUCUGAUCUAUCUCAAACCUCCGAAUGGUUAAAAGACUGUGAAUGGCCUGAAUACGAUACAGACGAAGAGACUGAUAUGGGUGUUACUCACAAACAUUUCCCCUGUACCUGUAGAUCACCAGUGAAAGAUCAUCAGCGUAAUUUAGUUUGUCCGCGGAGCUUUCGAAAAGGUUCAGAUUACAACAUGGAACUCAUAAUAGCUCUAGAGAUGUCACGAUUACAGAUGAUAGAAGAUAGAAUGAAACAGCAGGCUCAGCAAACUCAAGUGAUUACUCCUGAUCCAAGCUCCAAUAAUAGCAAUGAAAGUGGAGAUGAUCAACUUAAACUUGCUAUCCAGCUGAGCCUUCAAGAAUCUAGUAUACCAAUUUGCAAACAAAGCGAAUUAAAAAGAACUACAAUGGUUAAAACUAAUGCGGAGUUAACAGUAGAUUAUUUUUUAAAAUCUUUAGCAAACCAUAACAUAGACCUUAAAGCAAUUCAGAAAUUAAAAGAGCAAGAACAAGUAGAUAUUAUAUUACCUCCUGCAGGUAACGAAGAUGGAAGGUUUCAGAUUUCUGAUAUUCAUGAAAAUGGCUAUGCUUUUGAAGACGUUGAUGAUGAAUACGAUUGUGAUGUAAGUUUAAAACGAUCUCAUUCGACUGGAGAUCUGUGUGUACGUAGAAGUAGUAGGGCUAGAAUCCGUACAAACAUGGACGAACCACGUUACCAUUUAGAUUCAGACCACAGCAGUCAGCACGAAGAUAAGCCAGAAGAUUUAGUACGGAGGUUGAUGGCACUACCGGCUGCAUCUAUACGUACAAAACAAUUUCUUCUUCUGCACACUUCCUAUCCUGAAGAAGACAGCCAAGGACAGAGCUCUGUAGAAGACACUACUACCUCUGAUUCCAUAAACGCUGAUCCGGAGAGUUUAUGUGCAACGAAAAUCACACAAAAAGAAAGCCCAAAUAAAAGUCAAAAUUACGACGACGAAACUAAAAAGACUGAACAAUCAGCCAAAAUUGCGGAAUGUAAAAAACAAACUCAUAACCCCUUUUCUUCCUUAAAAACUAAACUGUGUUCAGCACAUUUACCUAAACCAAGCUGUUUUUCCAAAAUCGCUGUGAAUAAAACCAUUGAUCGGUUGGACGAGAGUAAAACUUCUAAUAAACAAUUUAGCAGCAAUAGUGAACAAAAACAUUAUGACAGCACUAAAGCUAAGCAAAAAGAAGACGGUGAUAAAAAGUAUGUUAUUAUUAGUGAAUGUAAAAGUGAAAAACAAAGUCCGAAGAAGCACCAUAAAACUUGUAGGAAAAGUAUAUUCUCUAAGUCAACCGGAUUUUUGGUGGAGGAACAGAAAAAAGCUAGUUUAUCAUCCAAUCUCCGCAUCAAAAUAUGUGAUAGCCCUUUAUCCAACACCGAAUACUUUUUAGAAACAGAUAGCUCUAAUGAAUACGAAAGCGAGACGGGUAUUCCCAAGUCUCCUACAUUAUUCAUAUCCGGUGUAUCGAUAUCCCGAACACCUGAACCAAAAUCGACAGGCGUCAACUUUAUACAAGCUGGAAGAUCGUCUAGGUCGUCGAGCUUUAGCAUACCAUUGCCUUUGAGUUCCUGUUCUUUGAAUAUAUCAAGUACAAGUCUUAACAAUUAUUCUUCUUUGCCUCCUGAACCGUAUACUCCGUCUCUGGUCAAAUCAUGUACGCCGAUAACUUCUAGAUCAAAUCUUCAGACCCCAAGCACAAGUCCAUCCAGGUCCAUUACCGAAAAUGGAAAAACUAGGAGUGCCAACGAACCUGAGAGGGAAAGAGAAAUGUUUAGGUUUCCAAAAUCAUCAACAGAUGGAGCUCUUAGUUCUGUUCUUCACGUUCAGGAAUCCAAUUUAAGUUCGGAUGACUUUCAUGAAGCUCUUUUCCUAUUAGAAAGAUCGCAAGUAAGAGAUUCGAAAAGAAGGAAGAAGUCAAAGAAGAGGGAAAAGGGAGAGAAAGGAGAAAAAGGAGAGAAAGACGAGAAAAAGGAAGAUCAAAGCUCUGUUCUUUAAAUGAAAAGACUGUUAUUUGUUAAGUGAUUUGUUUAAUGAAAAACCGUGAUUUUGUGAUACAGUGACCAAAAUGUUGAUCUUGUUAUGUACUAAUUCAGCAUUUUGUACACCAAAACCUUAUUCUAAUAAUCAUUAAUGUCUGUACUGAUUUAAAAUUAAGUAUGAUUAACUAAAGGAAAAUAUCAUUUAUAUAUCGAUUUGACAAUGAUACUGAAAAAUAACUCCCGGCAGACAAGUUUUAAAAUACGCCCACAGUGGAGCAAAUACAUGAUGGUAAAGAUACAUACUAAAAUUACAUUUUUUUAGAAAAGAAACAAAAAAAUUAAAUAAUUAAUAAAUAUUCACACAUGUUUUUUUUAUUAUAUAAGUAAAUUAUAUUCAGAACAACAAAGUGUUUUUACAAAAAAAAGUAUUUUUUUAAUAUAAAAUGUAU
Molecule: messenger RNA, 4776 nt
Organism: Diabrotica virgifera virgifera (western corn rootworm)
Lineage: Eukaryota; Metazoa; Arthropoda; Insecta; Coleoptera; Chrysomelidae
Product: ankyrin repeat and IBR domain-containing protein 1-like
Exons: 18
Coding region: 174-4343 (1389 amino acids)
Biological process (GO): positive regulation of proteasomal ubiquitin-dependent protein catabolic process; ubiquitin-dependent protein catabolic process; protein polyubiquitination
Cellular component (GO): cytoplasm; ubiquitin ligase complex
Molecular function (GO): ubiquitin protein ligase activity; ubiquitin conjugating enzyme binding; zinc ion binding
Source: RefSeq, a predicted model, not a curated record